Messenger RNA from Marchantia polymorpha subsp. ruderalis, 1583 nucleotides. The record is from the annotation of a GenBank genome assembly. NCBI's taxonomy places the organism in Eukaryota, Viridiplantae, Streptophyta, Marchantiopsida, Marchantiales, Marchantiaceae.
GAGCAGCUCGAGCGCACUGGAAUGGCUGCGGACCAGCUCGAGGUUGUGGCGCAGAUGCAAGUUCGCACUGACCCGGAUCGACGGCGUCGACAACAUCCCGCUCAUGCUCGAGGGCAAUUGUUCAAUCGGGCUCGGUCGAUGACUCUUCGUCAGGAGAUCGAGCUUCGAGUUGCCGCUGCAUAAAUUGGAGGAUAUGGCAGACGAGAUCAUCGACGCGACCUGUGUCGAUCCGCUGGCGCUGAACCUGGGUCGGGCGAACGAGGUGGAUGACUGCGACGAGGCCCGCGACAAUCCAUUCAACUUGCUGGAGUGGCGGUCGGGCAGAGAUUCCUGAGAAGCUCGGCGUGCUCCAUGAUGACGGCCGUGGCGCAGAAGCUUCUGUACGCCGCCGCUUCAUUCGACGGUCCUUCGAUUCCGAUGGUGCUGCUGGAGCUGCUGCCCGAGGGCUCGCAGUGCGACAAUCAUGUGGAGACUCUGGGGCGGCCGAGGCACUGACCCGAGCAUCGAGCAUGUGUCUUCGAACGAGUGGGAGGAAACCUUGGCGAAGCGACGAUCACACCGAUCUGCUCGUCAGUGGUCUAUGUCCGACAGCCGAUCGAUCGGACUCGGUCACUGACUCGAAGGGUCGUUCAUCCCGGCGCAGCCCUCCCUCUUCGUGCAUUUCUCUGUCGGUUCUGAAUCAGUCGAUGGCCAGCAUCUCUCAUGGACUCCCUCCCCCGCACAGAGAAGUUCGAUUUCAGCCCCCUCUCCACAGUACAACGCAAGUGGCUCCCAACAGUCUCGUGAGCUUGGUUGGUGUCGCAAGGAAUUACAGAGCUCUGGGAAACUUGGUGGCUGCAGAACUGACGAAGGUGGAAGUUUGAAUACACAGCUCCUUACUCAUUUCUGUGCAAUGAUUUUCAAGAGCACCAUGGACGGUUCGUUGGUUGGGUUGCAUUGUAUUGCAUUGGAUUCACUCAGAGGAGGGAUGAUCAACAGAACCACGUAAAGAUGAAUCCGCUGUAGGAGUGGUGCACCACCAAAAUUAUACGCAUGAACAAUGGGAAUGAGGUUUCAUUCAUUUUCUACGAGUAGGUCUAGUAUCCUGGAUUUAUAGUCCUCUGAUUCACUAGGAAUUUGGAGGAGCCCAUCGAAGUGUAACAAGUAACUGUCUUUGACAGGCUGAACUUGCAGAUGGGAGUGUUGUUGCUGUGAAGAGACUCACUCCGACAAAGCAGAGUACAUCGGACUUCUUGAAUCGUAAUGAAUGAUCAAAGAGCUUGUGUGCUCGUCUGUCGCUGUUCUUCGUGUAUUCCUGUUUUGGACUUCACAUAUCUGCACGAGAAUUGCCUGAAGGAUUCGCAAUAAGAGGCAAUAAGGAUUCCUCCCGGUCAAGGUUGAGAAGUGUAGACUCUUUCAUGUGGUGGCCCAAGUCCAAAACAGGAAUAUACGAAGAACAUCAACAUACCAGAAUACGAAGAUUAUUCAUUCUAUUGUAUUGGAUCAAAUAUUGAUGAAGUUUCAAUUUUUGAAAAUGCAAUGUAAAAUUUCAUUUUUAUAUUUGAAAUAACCAUAUUUACCAUUUCUUUCAAGAAGUCCGACGU